Molecule: messenger RNA, 1635 nt
Organism: Mercenaria mercenaria
Lineage: Eukaryota; Metazoa; Mollusca; Bivalvia; Venerida; Veneridae
Exons: 5
Coding region: 1-1635 (544 amino acids)
Source: RefSeq, a predicted model, not a curated record
AUGGGAAAAGAAAUUGAACUUGAAGGCUUGUAUGCUCACUGUGAUCCAAAUGCUGAAAAGUUAUUUUGCCAUGUAAACAUGUUUGUCAGAUUUGGUACAACACUAAACCAGUCAGCAUCAAACAAUUCACCAGUAUUAUGGGCGAUAUUUCUAGAAAUGCACGUCUUGACACACGAAUAUUUGAAGGCAAACAAACCAAGCAUCAGCGAAGAAAUUAAGCCUAUUUUGCAUGCAACUGAUCAGAAAAACAAGAAAUACUUACAGAAUACAUGUAAACAAUUUGGAAUAAAUUCAGAAGAAGUUGAGGAGUUAACUAAAGAUAUAUGCAAAGAUAUCAAAGCAGGGUCUGAUAAUAUAUUACGGGUUUGGCCAGCAUACAGAGAAAACAACAGAACGGAUAUUGUCUUCGUAGUCAUUACAGAUACAAGUUUAGAUUCACCAAAAGAUAUAGAUUAUGUUUACGAUUUUGAAAUUGUUUUAAGGGCAGAUGGGGACACGAAUGAAGAAAAUAGAAUAGUAAUUGAACACGAAGUGGAAUCAGAUAAUUAUAUAAGUGAUACACGAAGUGAGGAAAUGCGAAAUGUUAUAAAUGGAAAUUCUGAUACAUUAGGAAAACAGCAUAGUAACAUUACCAUGAUUUCUGCCAGUUCAAUGAAGUCUUUUGGCUACUUGACUAAUAAUCAUAAAAUGGAAAGAGAAGACUGCAUUACAUUAUUUGUUCAUGUCAAAGGGUUGAUUCCAAUAAAAGAGAAGUGCUUCCCUAAAACGUUGGGAGGUUUUAAUGUCGAUAUUCGUGAAGAUGUUUUUCAAGUAUAUACCAGUAGAAAACCAAAUGAGUGGCAUAAAGAUUUAAAGAUGGGAUGCCGAAUUGGUUUGCAGGGGGUGAACGGUUAUGGAACUCUCGGAGGAAUCAUUGAACAUCCACAUCAUGGAAUAUGUUUUAUAACAUGUGCGCAUGUUUUACUUAAUGUUGAAGAACUGCAGAUGAAUAAGACACCUCCAAUUACCUGUUAUCAACCAAGUUUUGAUAAAGAGGCCGCCUCUAACCAUUUUCGCUGUGGCGAACUUAAAGACCAUAAAAUAGGAGAAGUAGUAGGAAGGGAAGCUGGUGUUGAUGCUGCAUUGGUGAAAAUAGAUGAAUCAAGGAAGCCGGUUAAUGGAAUCUUUCCUGAAAUUAGCUCGGAUGACGUUAAAUUGUCUGGGUUUGAUGCAGACUGUACACUAAGAUACACAUCUGGAAUGGUUUACGAUACGGAACCAUUUCUUCGACAGAAAGAUAAACAUAUUGUAAAAUAUGGCGCAACUACGCUUCUGAAGCAGGGACGAUUCGGGUUUUAUGGAGCAAAAACGAUGGUGUUUGGCCACUUUCUUCUUAGUAACCAGUUUCAAAUAUAUAAUAUGGAAAAGCCAUUUGCUCUUCCGGGUGACUCUGGAUCUCUUGUGUUUAGUGUAUCUGACAAUGGACUCGUCGCUAUAGGUCUUUUGGCUGGCGGAAGUAAAGGAUACGCAAUUGUUACGCCAAUAUGUGAUAUACUCCAUGCGAUCGGUUGUUCACCACCAUACUCCCUUAAAGCAUUCCAAGAAGUCGACGACCGGAUAGAUGAUACCGAAAUCAAUCACAAAGGGUCUUUAUGA